Gracilinanus agilis (Agile Gracile Mouse Opossum) is the source of this 1455-nucleotide messenger RNA. It is a transcript of the gene STX6, whose product is annotated as syntaxin 6. The record is from RefSeq and is a predicted model, not a curated record. Gene Ontology annotation, cellular component: membrane. Gene Ontology annotation, molecular function: SNAP receptor activity. The transcript is spliced from 9 exons. Gene Ontology annotation, biological process: intracellular protein transport; Golgi vesicle transport. Bases 1 to 1053 code for a protein of 350 amino acids. NCBI's taxonomy places the organism in Eukaryota, Metazoa, Chordata, Mammalia, Didelphimorphia, Didelphidae.
AUGGUGUUUACUGUCCAACAACUGAAGGAGAAAUUCCAGGAGCAAAAGCGAUAUCUGUACACAGCAUUCAUCUAUCAGACCAAGGCCUUUGAUGCGGUCAGUUGUAAGGGCAUAUCAUGCAUGAUUUCAGAGCUGCUGGGUGCCUUCAACAAGGAUGAAAAUGGCAUCAUGAUCAGAUACUGCACUGAUGAUAAAUUAUUUAACUUGAAGAGGCUACACGUCCAGACUAAAGUGAAGGGAGAGUUGGUGCUCAACUUCUUGUUCACAGAUGAUUGUGCACUUAGUGCAACCUCUGAGGCUGAGAUGCAGCAGAGUAUGGAUCAAGAGGUACAGAAAGCAGUUAAUACUGCUCAAGGGCUCUUCCAGAGAUGGUCAGAACUCCUCCAGGAUCCUUCUGCAGCAACAAGAGAAGAAGUUGAUUGGACCACCAAUGAGCUCAGAAAUAACUUGCGCAGCAUAGAAUGGGACCUAGAAGAUCUGGAUGAAACUAUCAGCAUAGUUGAAGCAAAUCCUCGAAAAUUCAACCUUGAUGCAACCGAGCUGGGUAUAAGAAAAGCCUUCAUUACAAGCACACGGCAAGUUGUCAGGGAAAUGAAGGAUCAAAUGUCAAGUUCAUCGGUACAGGCAUUAGCUGAAAGAAAAAAUAGACAGGCACUGCUAGGAGAAAGUGGCGGUCAGAGUUGGAGUGCUGGGACAGAUAAGUAUGGCCGCCUUGACCGAGAGCUGCAGCGAGCUAAUGCACAUUUCAUUGAGGAACAGCAGGCCCAGCAACAGUUGAUUGUGGAGCAGCAGGAUGAGCAGUUGGAGCUGGUCUCUGGCAGCAUUGGGGUGCUGAAGAACAUGUCACAGCGCAUUGGUGGGGAGCUAGAGGAGCAGGCAGUAAUGUUAGAUGACUUCUCUCACGAGUUGGACAGCACACAGUCUCGGCUGGACAAUGUGAUGAAGAAACUUGCAAAAGUGUCCCAUAUGACCAGUGAUCGUCGACAGUGGUGUGCAAUCAUCGUGCUUUUUGGGAUCUUACUGGUAGUGCUCAUUCUUUUUCUGGUGCUGUGAUGGACAAGGCUUCUUUGGAAUGCUGCUUAUUCCCCAUCAAAAAUGUGAGGGGAGAAAGGAAAAGUCAGCAGAGUUAAUGUUGCCAUCGUUUUUAUUUUACUCCCAAGAACUCAUGCCCCUGGACUUUGAUUUUCUCUAUAAACCAAACACUCCUGGCAGCUGUGCUGUAGCACCUGCCUGACAAAGCCCUUGGAGGUAAAGUGGAAGUCUGGCUCACUCCCAGAUGUUGUGAGUCCCAGCAGGCAUGCGUCGCCCCUCCUGCCAUGUAUGCGCACGAGCUGCUGUUCUUCUUUCCUUCCUCCAAAGUGCAGGGAGUGAAUCAGCAAAUGUUGGUGUUCUGUUGCUUUUGCGAAGUCUUUCCACCUUUUUCUUGGGGGAUCUUUUCUUCCAACCUCUUUUCAC